GUGAUUUUGUUGCGUCUGCUACUCCACACUCGUCUACUCUGCUCCGAAACCAUGGACCUGCAUCAGCUCAACGAAAACGAAGCCCAAGGAUCCAUCGACGAGCUCAACGAAGGAGGCGGUGGAAAAGGCGAUCACUUCGUCUCAGGCGAACUCAACGAAGCAGGCGGAGGACAAGGUGGUCACUUCGGCUCCGGCGAAAUUAUUAGUCAAGAAAAUAUGCUUGAAGAAGAUUCGUCAAGUUCAACUACUCAUCGCUGCCACAAAAUCAUUAAUGAUAUCCAAAGCUUCCUUCCCACCUCUCGGCCCCGUGUUUCUGAUUAUCUGGAACAGAUAAUACAGGGGAUAGAACAGAUCAUCAACAAGGGCUAUGGCUACCUGGCUGAUGGAGAUGCGUUCUUUGCCGUCUAUGCUGAUCAAAAGUUGGAAUAUGCUACAGAUGGUGCACAAAUUUCUCUCAAGCUAAUAAAGCACCAUCCAGCAGAUUUUCUGUUGUGGAAGUCUGCGAAGGCUGGUGAGCCAAAUUGGUACGGCCCUUGGGGACCUGGGAGACCAGGGUGGCCAAUUGCAUGCAGUGCAAUGACUCCUCAUCUGCCAUUCGAGUUUGAUAUCCAUGCUGGCAGCAGUGACUUGAUUUGUCCAAAUCAAACUGAAAUUUCUGCUCCGAGUAGUGCUGACCAGAAUGGGCUUGUCACUAUUGAUAACAAGAGAAUGUCAGAAUCAACUCUCACAACUCGUUGGAUUACUCAAUACUAUCAUCCCCUGGCAGUAAGAUACUUCCUGUUAAGUGCACGCUUCACGUCUUCUAUCAAGUUUACUGUCUCUCAUCUGGAAAGCGCAUCAACUGCCAUGUAUUCCAUAUAUGAGACUCUGCAAGACUGUGAAGAUGCUUUAUCUUCUCUGACCGGAGGAGCAGAGGAAAGCAGUACAGCAGUUACAAUUACUACAGCCCAAAACGACAGCAUUGAGCUAAAGAAGCAGUUUGAGACUCAAAUGACUGAUGAUUUGGACAUAUCCCACAUAAUGAAUGAUGCUUUUCAAGGUGCUCUUGAUCUUCUAAAGAAAACCUUAAAUGUGCUCAAGGAGCAGCAGCCAGCAUCAUUUCAUUGUUUACUUGAAACAGUGAAAGAAGUUAAAGCAGUCCUGGACAUUCUCUGUUUGCUGCCCUCCCUUCCAUACUCUCAGGUUUUGCAGCAACUAAAAGAUACGACACUGAAGAGAGAACAGCUUUCAAAAGGUGGUGCUGUAAGCAGGAAAUUAGAUAGAGCAGACCUGGAAGAGUGUAAUACAAACUGUACUUCUUCUGUGGAUGUGAGGAAAGGAGGAAAGCUGGAUUUGAGCUGCACAUCUAAUGUCGGAAAGGAAAUAGUACCGUCGAACCUUUCUGAUAUACCAGAGUGGAUACUUGUUGAUAUUCUGUCACUCCUCUCAGUCAAGGAUGCGGCAUUAAUCAGUUUCACCUGCAAAGCAUGGGAAAAUUUGUGGACCUAUUCUACAAAUCUGACUUUUGUUAACCACACAGGCCCCUCUGCCAACCUUGACAUUGGACUGAAGAUUAGAGAGAGGGAAAAGUAUGUUGGCUGGGUCAGAGAUGUUCUAAAGUAGUACAGAGGGACGAAGCUUGAUAAGUUCCAUAUCUUCUUCGAUUUGGACAGCAGCUAUACAAGCGAAAUUGAUGAUUGGGUAGAGUUUGCUCUCGAACGCGAUGUUAAAGCGUUGAUCUUGGAAAUGGUCAGCCCUUUUGAUCCUUCUCGUAAUAACUAUUCCUUUACUAAGCGGAUUACGGGCGAGUCCCUCCAAGUGUUGGUGCUUGAAAAUGUUGAUCUGAAUGGAGAGGUUUUUCAGCAUAUAUCUCAUUUUCGAGGACUUGAACAACUAUCAGUGACUGGUGCAUCUGGUUUAAAUCGCAUCAGAAUGUUUGGUUCUUCUGUACGUUUGAAGUCCUUAGUGGUCAGAUAUUGUUGGAAUCUUGAGAUUAUUGAGAUCUGUGAUUUACCUCAGCUUGCUUUCUUUGAGUUUGAGGGAAGACCUAUAAGCCUGGACCUGAACUCAGUUCCAAAUCUAGUGAAAGUGUCCCUUGGCGAGGAUGACCUGGAAUUCUUAAAAGUAGCCUUCAAGCAGCUUGCUUGCUGUCUCUGUCAGCUAAGAACUCUUACUCUGGAUAACACACUUGGUUUUCUGACACAAGAGAUUGUUGUCUUUCCUAUUCCUCAGUUACCAGAGCUUGUGUGCUUGGAGUUGCGAAUCUCACCAGAUGAUGCAUGUGUGCUGUUGCAAUUGGCAUGUUUUUUGGAUGCAUCUCCUCGCUUGCAGAAGUUAGUUUUAAAGUUUGACUUUCUAGGGUCGGGGAUAAAUUUGUGGAAAGCCGAGAGCCAUCCGCACAAAAACUUAAAGGUGGUUGAGGUUAUUGGAUUCUUUGAUUGCCCAGCAGCGACUGAUAUUGUCACAUUCAUAGUGGACAAUGCUGCUGGGCUAGAAAGUCUGGUGAUCGAUCCUGUUGUCCCAUGGUGUGAGCAUCGUAGAGGAAGGAAGCCUGAUGAGUUAAUUGAGAAGGAACGAAAAGGGAGGCAGCACGCAAUGUCGCUUAGAAGUAUGCUGCCAGGCAUGGACGGUGGAAACUCUUCUAGUGAUUGAUAGAUACCAGUAAUCUGUUUGGUAUUGGAGAGUGGAGACGGUAUUUGGAUUUGAGAUGUUGAAACCACUUGAAAAACAAAUGUAAAGGACCUUGCAAAUUAGUUCCAUGUUUCGGUAAAUUUGUAGUUUACUACAGUUGCUCUCUGAUGGUGGUUAACGCAUAGUUAAUCGGGAUGUUGAUGGGCCACUGGGCCAGACAAAUGUACAACAAGGCAUUCAGCGUUUUGGGUAUAAAAUGAGUGAGUAAAUAAUUUCCGUUUA
This is a messenger RNA of Rosa chinensis, 2892 nucleotides long. Its product is annotated as cysteine--tRNA ligase 2, cytoplasmic. Gene Ontology annotation, molecular function: ATP binding; protein binding; cysteine-tRNA ligase activity. Gene Ontology annotation, cellular component: cytoplasm. NCBI's taxonomy places the organism in Eukaryota, Viridiplantae, Streptophyta, Magnoliopsida, Rosales, Rosaceae. Gene Ontology annotation, biological process: cysteinyl-tRNA aminoacylation. The coding region runs from base 52 to 1602 and encodes 516 amino acids. The transcript has 11 exons. The record is from RefSeq and is a predicted model, not a curated record.